CUGGUAUCUUAUUUGAACAAAAAAUGCCUUUAAUGUUUAAAUAAUUGAUUGUUUUCGCAGACCGGCAGAAAAACAAGCAAGCUUCGGUUCAUCAGACCGGACAGAAAAAGCGGUUGCACUUUCCGCUCAGCGCAAGGCUUCCCCGGAUGUGUCUCACUUGAAUGGGCCCGCUAGCUCAGCUCUUCGUUUAACCUCCCGCCGCCAGACGGAAUAGACGCUGAAAGAAAGCGCCCUGUUGUUUUGUUUCGCGCUCAUCUCUUCUGUUUUUUCGCCCUUCCUUCUCACAGUGAAAUAUAUUAAAAUAUGUCUCGGAGACGACACAGCGACUCUUAUGACGGAGGCCAGGAUCACAAGAGGAGGCGCACAUCCGAGCCGACAAAGAUUGAAGAUAGUCUGGAGUCACUGAUAUGUAAUGUGGGAGAAAAGAGCAAGUCAUCUUUGGAGAGCAACCUGGAGGGCCUUGCGGGUGUGUUGGAGGCGGACCUUCCCAACUACAAGAACAAAAUCCUGCGCAUCUUGUGUUCCGUGGCCCGGCUCCUCCCAGAGAAGCUCACCGUCUACACGACGCUGGUGGGCCUCCUCAAUGCCAGGAACUACAACUUUGGCGGAGAGUUUGUGGAGGCCAUGAUCAGGCAGCUGAAAGAGACGCUGAAGAACAACUUGUACAAUGAAGCGGUCUACUUGGUGCGUUUUCUGUCCGAUUUGGUCAACUGCCACGUGAUUGCCGCUCCCUCCAUGGUGGCUAUGUUUGAGAACUUUGUUAGCGUGACACAGGAGGAAGAUGUACCACAGGUUCGGUCGGAUUGGUUUGUAUAUGUGGUGCUGUCCUGCCUGCCCUGGGUUGGCAAGGAGCUUUAUGAGAAGAAGGAUGUCGAAAUGGACCGACUCCUCAGUCAGAUUGAAGGCUACCUCAAGAGGCGAGUAAAGACUCACCUCCCCAUGCUGCAGGUGUGGACUGCAGAGAAGCCCCACCCUCAGGAGGAGUACCUGGACUGCCUUUGGGCUCAGAUCCAGAAGCUGAAAAAGGACCGUUGGCAGGAGCGCCACAUCCUGCGUCCGUACAUCGCCUUCGACAGCGUGCUGUGCGAAGCCCUCCAGCACAACCUGCCUCCCUUCACCCCGCCGGGCCACAUGCCCGACGCACAGUACCCCAUGCCCCGCGUCAUCUUCCGAAUGUUUGACUACACAGACGCCCCCGAGGGUCCGGUCAUGCCCGGCAGCCAUUCUGUCGAGAGGUUUGUCAUUGAAGAAAACUUGCACUGCAUCAUGAAGACUCACUGGAGAGAGCGGAGAACAUGUGCCGCCCAGUUGCUCAGCUACCCCGGUAAAAACAAGAUCCCGCUCAACUAUCACAUUGUGGAGGUAAUUUUUGGAGAACUUUUCCAGUUGCCCUCAGCGCCUCACAUUGAGGUCAUGUACACAUCGCUGCUGAUUGAAUUGUGCAAACUGCAGCCCGGCUCGCUACCACAAGUUCUGGCCCAAGCCACCGAGAUGCUCUACAUGCGCCUGGACACCAUGAACACGACCUGCAUCGACAGACUCAUCAACUGGUUCUCCCACCACCUGAGCAACUUCCAGUUCCGGUGGAGCUGGGACGACUGGGCUGACUGUUUGACGGUGGAUUUGGAGAAGCCAAAACCCAAAUUUGUCAAAGAGGUUCUGGAAAAGUCUAUGAGGUUGUCCUACCACCAGAGGAUAGUGGACAUUGUCCCGCCCACCUUCGCAGCGCUCAUCCCAGCCGAGCCCAUCUUCAUUUACAGAUACGCAGACGAAAGCGCUUCUUCGUUGCCGGGUUACGCCAUCUCCAUCACUGUCGGCAACGCCAUCAAGAACCGAGCGUCCAACGACGAGAUCCUGACCAUCCUCAAAGACAUGCCCAACCCGAACCAGGACGACGACGACGACGAAGGGGAGAGCUUCAACCCUUUGAAGGUGGAGGUCUUCUUGCAGACGCUUCUUCACCUGGCAGCAAAGUCCUUCAGCCACUCAUUCAGCGCCCUUGGCAAGUUCCACGAGAUCCUGAAGAACCUGACAGACAGUGAUGAGGGCAAGCUGCACAUCCUCAAGGUGGUCUAUGAGGUGUGGAGGAACCAUCCACAGAUGAUUGCCGUCUUGGUGGACAAAAUGAUCCGUACGCAGAUUGUGGACUGCGCCGCCGUGGCCAACUGGCUCUUCUCUCAGGACAUGGCUCACGAGUUCACCAGACUUUACAUUUGGGAAAUCCUGCACUCCACCAUCCGGAAGAUGAACAAGCAUGUUCAGAAGAUCCAGAAGGAGCUGGAGGAGGCCAAGGACAAGCUGGAGAAACAGCAACAUAAGAGGAGGGACAGCGGCGACGACGAGGACAUGGAGAAGAACAGCGAAGACGAGGAGGGUCAGCUGGAGGAGCAGAUUGAGAGGCUACAGGAAAAGGUGGAGUCGGCUCAGAGCGAACAGAAGAACCUUUUCCUCGUCAUCUUUCAGCGUUUCAUCAUGCUGUUAACGGAGCAUCUCGUCCGAUGCGAGACAGGUAGCGGCAACAUCAGCACGCCGUGGUACAAAAACUGUGUGGAAAGACUGCAGCAGAUCUUCCUCAUGCACCAUGUGACCAUCCAACAGUACAUGGGAACACUGGAGAACCUGCUGUUCACAGCCGAGCUGGACCACCACAUCCUGGCUGUCUACCAGCAGUUUUGCGCCCUUCAGCUCUAAAAGGAACAAAAAAAAAUGUCCCAUAGCACCUUGGCUCUUGCAUCAAGAAUCUCCUACAUUACAUUGGACGUGUGCCAGCUAGGCAGAGGAAAUCGAUCAGCAGUCGGCUCAUUAAUUUACUGUUUUGUUUUAUUAUUUGUUGUUUCAUCAUGGUUUUUUUUUUAACAUGGUCUGUGUUUUCAGAGAACACAUUUUUUUAUUUGUUUUAUGUGGAAUUGGAGAGGAAUUAAAACAAAGUCCUUUAA
Messenger RNA from Doryrhamphus excisus (bluestripe pipefish), 2936 nucleotides. It is a transcript of the gene ncbp1, whose product is annotated as nuclear cap binding protein subunit 1. Gene Ontology annotation, biological process: nuclear-transcribed mRNA catabolic process, nonsense-mediated decay; regulation of mRNA processing; mRNA export from nucleus. Lineage: Eukaryota; Metazoa; Chordata; Actinopteri; Syngnathiformes; Syngnathidae. The record is from RefSeq and is a predicted model, not a curated record. Gene Ontology annotation, cellular component: nuclear cap binding complex; nucleus. Gene Ontology annotation, molecular function: mRNA binding; RNA cap binding; protein binding.